Molecule: messenger RNA, 670 nt
Organism: Nerophis ophidion (straightnose pipefish)
Lineage: Eukaryota; Metazoa; Chordata; Actinopteri; Syngnathiformes; Syngnathidae
Exons: 3
Coding region: 29-670 (213 amino acids)
Source: RefSeq, a predicted model, not a curated record
UGUUGCACUUUAUAUGUAGAAAGGUGUCAUGACGCGGAGUCGAACCCGCGUUACCUCAGCGGCUGGAGCUGCGUGUGCCUCUGCUGACAGUGAGCCAAGAGGCGCCUCUGCUGACAGCGCACCAAGAAGCGCCCUCGCUCGUGCUGAGGGCACCACGCCCACGCAGCAACGAGCCUACACGCUAUCAAUAAUCAACACACCUGGGCUUGAUGAGAGGGAGCAGCAUAAAGACCAGCAGACCCGAGGACCCUUUGCCAGAACGUCGCUAACCUUCCAUGACUACGCUAUCCUUCCUUAUUUGUGCCUUGUCACUCAACUCGCAUCCGGAUUCCUGACUGCUCUCCUCGAUCCACGACCUCCCUGCUCGGACCCAGACCACGCUGCCCUGCUCUUGCCCAUGACCUCUUGCCUGUCCACGACCUGCCUCUUCGCCUUGCCCUCUUGGAUUACGACGGAAGAUACAACCAACAUUUACAGACAACAACCCUUGGAAAUGGAGGUUCUGCAGUACCCCAAGAUUAAAGAGGAAGAGGAUUCAAAGCAACCCCACAUUAAAGGGAAGGAGGAGCCAGAUAGCUCUCACAUUAAGGAGACAAAUGAAUCACAGCCCUCCCUUACCUUACAGAGAAAGAGGAGUCACAGCUCUACUCACAAUAAAGAGGAAGAGUAG